This is a messenger RNA of Punica granatum (pomegranate), 867 nucleotides long. The record is from RefSeq and is a predicted model, not a curated record. Lineage: Eukaryota; Viridiplantae; Streptophyta; Magnoliopsida; Myrtales; Lythraceae.
GUGAUACAAGCUCGUCCCAGCCCAAAGCAAAGGACUCGGGUCGAACAGGAAGCCCAACUAAAAACACCGGGUCGGGUCGACCUAUAAAAGUAUAUAUCUCAGACGAUGCCCUAAACCCUAGCGCUUCUCCACCAGAAUCACCUCUUUCCCACUCCUCUCUUCCGUGCUGUGGCGGCGGCAAACCUACCAUCACCAUGGUGAACGUUCCCAAGACAAAGAAGACCUACUGCAAGAGCAAGGAGUGCAGGAAGCACACCUUGCACAAGGUCACCCAGUACAAGAAAGGUAAGGAUAGCCUCGCUGCUCAGGGGAAGCGACGUUACGAUCGCAAGCAGUCUGGAUAUGGUGGUCAGACAAAGCCCGUCUUCCACAAGAAGGCCAAGACUACCAAGAAGAUUGUGCUGAGGCUCCAGUGCCAAGGCUGCAAGCAUGUCUCACAGCACCCGAUUAAGAGAUGCAAGCACUUUGAGAUUGGCGGGGACAAAAAGGGCAAGGGCACUUCUCUCUUCUAAGCAUCGGAUUAUUUUCUGUGUUACUGCCUCAAGUCAGCCACUAGUUUUGGCUAUUUUGUUCCUUUGGACUUGCAGUUUCUUUUGACUUUCGUUUCAAGGCACGUAGGUUGAGUACUUAGAUGGUCAUCCCUGAAUUGGUUUUUAUCUUCUCUGUAGUUGAUGAAAAUUUUACUUAUGCAGCUUAUAUACGUUGACUUAUCUUCAGCGUUUCAAUUUGCUUGUGCAAAAUUGGAAGAAUUCAGGAUUGUACUGAGGCUUGAUUUCUUCAGUUACGCGCUAAGAGUUUUUGUGGACAAGCACUACGGCUAAGUACUUGUAUGCACUAGUGUUAUCAAUGUUGGUAGAAAUUCUCUUA